Ilex paraguariensis (yerba mate) is the source of this 222-nucleotide messenger RNA. NCBI's taxonomy places the organism in Eukaryota, Viridiplantae, Streptophyta, Magnoliopsida, Aquifoliales, Aquifoliaceae. The record is from the annotation of a GenBank genome assembly.
AUGGUGCACUUUGGACUUGAUCAGUUUCUACUGUGGAUGGCCCUUUGUUGGUUUGGAUCGAGGCAAAGACUGGAAAUAGGGAGAAGAGACAAACUUAUGGGUUAUCAGGCUGUCCGCCACGUGGUGACCCUGGACAGCCCGAUAACCCAAAGGGAUAGGGUCACGGGUUUUGAUUUUGGGCUCUCGCUAGGCUCGAUGAAUUGGUCCGAGUCGUUCGACUAA